UUGGACACCCCUGGUAUAACUGUUAAGGUGAUGUUGAUCGCGAGAAUAGAGGGAGAACUUCAGCUAGCUGACAACCUGCAGCCGGGUACACGUUUAACCAGUGUUAAUAAUAUCGGAACAAACGUAACUUUGACCUAUUAUUUCUCCGUUGUGUGCCCACGUUAAUUGAUACCGACACGCAACUGUUUUCGGACUCAGUAACUUUAUCUCGAUGGUUGAAACCAUAGAGCGUUGUUGAACGUUUUCACAGUCCAUGAACAGGACACAGUGGGAGGGGCCGGCAGUCAAGCCCCGGCAGUAAUGCGAAACAUGUUGCGAAUAUUAUUAAUAUAAUUCUUAACAGAUUAUUUUAAACAAAACCAUUGAAAGUAAAUAAUAAAACAUAAUAAGAAAUGUAAACCAGAAACGUAUUCCUAAUUGGAGUUUUUUAAAUCCCAAACUUAACUAGCUAGUGCAUUUCAAAACAAACUUUUGAGACGCGCGUUUCUCCUGUUCGCGCAGGACUUUUAUUUUGAACUUCAUACUUGAAUUUCACAUUUCCUGAAUAUGCCCCCUUGAUUCAAGAGCAUAUAGGCUUAUACAAGGAAUGUGUCUUACUGUUAUUCGAUAAACGUCGUUUGUGAAUCCCAUCAAUAACUUAAAAAAAAAAAAAACACAAGCACUGAGAAACGCACAGUAACACAACUAUGGCUGACUCAGACCACGUAACAUUUACAGAAGGCACAUUUUACCAGGGACAUUUUGACAGCAGAGCAUACUUAAAAAAUUACUUGACGGUUAGCGGUGAAUGCCCUAAGGUUUUGGCUUUCCUGCUACGCUGCCUGCACGAGACAUUUGCAUCAGGAAAUCUCAAGGGCAAGAAGCUGAUCGAAAUAGGAUGUGGACCUACAGUCUAUUGUUUAAUAAGUGCCAGCAAAUACUUUGAAGAAAUGGUGAUGUCAGACUUUACCGACUGCAAUCGCAGAGAGGUUGAGAUGUGGCUGAAAAAUGAGGAGGGCUGUUAUGACUGGCGUCCUGUCAUCCAGUUUGUCUGUGACCUGGAAGGCAGAAGCAGGUCACCAGAAGAGGUGGAGCAGAGGAUGAAGCAGGCAGUGAAGCAGGUGCUGAAAUGUGACGUUCGAGAGAAGAACCCUUUCCACCCUCUGACCAUGGAGCCGGCGGACUGCAUAGUGUCCAGUCUGUGUCUGGAGGCUGCCUGCAAGGACCAGGAGACGUACCGCUGGGCUCUGGGCAGUAUCGCGGCUCUCAUUAAACCUGGGGGUGCACUUGUGCUCAUUGGGGUCCUCAAUGAGACCUUCUACCUCGUGGGGCAGCACAGGUUCUCCUGUCUGGUUCUCAGUCAGAGCAUAAUUGAGGAGAUUCUGCGCGACCUGGGCUUCUCCAUCAAGCAGGUCAACAUCCAGUUAACGGAUGGGAGCGAAAAAGAGUUCUAUGAUGCCGAGUCGUUUUUUCACCUGGUUGCUCACAAAACAAAAUAGGAUUUAGUUGAAUUGAGGAUUUGUUUUUGUUUUUUUAUAUAUAUACACAGGCAUUUGUGAACCUACGGCCUGUUUGAGUAUAAAAUUUGACCAAAAUAUAUUAACGGACUCACUUGAAUCAGAAUGCGUGAUGUAUUUUUUAAAUCCUCUAAAAUAAUUAUGUGAAAAUAUUCAGAAUGGGAGACAUGGUCUUUUUAUUUGGGUGGAAAAAGGUAGUGCAUGUCAUACAUUACUUUUGGUAGUAAAAAAAAAAGAAAAAACUGCUCAGUCACUGCCCAUUUUCCAGCACAGUCUCACUCAGCUCUUCACACUGGACAUUGACCAGCUAUAAAUGUACUUCCCUGUGGGAGUGCCCUAUGACCACGUCUAUCACCUGUAUUCAUCGUCUACCCCUCUUAUGGCACUUUUCUAUUUCUAUUUUUUUUUUUCUAUUUCUACUUUCUGAUUCUUUAUGUGAAUUGCACCUUAUCCGGUCUGUUCUGUAGUUCUAAUGACCUUUGCUAUUGACUUAUUGUACAUUGCUUUGGAUAAAAGGGUCUGCUGAAUAAAUGUAAUGUCAUUGUAAUAAAAUGCAUAUGUCCAUA
Molecule: messenger RNA, 2062 nt
Organism: Conger conger (European conger)
Lineage: Eukaryota; Metazoa; Chordata; Actinopteri; Anguilliformes; Congridae
Product: nicotinamide N-methyltransferase-like
Exons: 3
Coding region: 687-1478 (263 amino acids)
Cellular component (GO): cytosol
Molecular function (GO): N-methyltransferase activity
Source: RefSeq, a predicted model, not a curated record